Messenger RNA from Lolium rigidum, 2207 nucleotides. RefSeq names its product xylan glycosyltransferase MUCI21-like. Lineage: Eukaryota; Viridiplantae; Streptophyta; Magnoliopsida; Poales; Poaceae. The coding region runs from base 121 to 1794 and encodes 557 amino acids. The transcript has 4 exons. The record is from RefSeq and is a predicted model, not a curated record. Gene Ontology annotation, molecular function: glycosyltransferase activity.
GCCACGAAGAGGAGGCGGCGAGCGGCGGCUCGUGGGCAGGGAGCGCCGGAGCAUGCGGCGGUGAGAGCGCGCUGAGGAGCAGAGAGCUUGCUAGCUAUCCCAGCGAGACGGACAGGGAGGAUGCAGCAGCCGCAGCAUCACCACCACCACAAGCCCAAGCCCGCCCUCUCCGGGAGCCUGUCGUGGAUCCGGAGGUCCCCGCCGCCGUCGCCGCCGCACAAGAAGCCCUGGGGCGCCGGCGGCGGCAGGGGCCGCUACGCAUGCCGCCUCGUGCCGCUGCUGGUGCUCACGCUCUACAGCCUCUUCACCGUGCUCCGCAUCCCCAGCUCAAGCCUCGUCGUCAACACCGCCGAUUCAGAGCGCGUGGAGCGGCGCGACGAUGUGGAGGCGUUCAAGACCCACCUGCCGUCCAACCAGAACGGGCUCGAAGCCCGCCAGGAGACGCGCUCGCCGGCGUCGCUCCCCUGCUCAGCCUUCAUCAGCGGCGAAGCUGGCGGCGGAGGAGAGUCGUCGUCUGAAGAAGGCGUGCUGUGCUGCGACCGUAGCCACUACCGGAGCGACGUGUGCUACCUCCGGGGCGACGCGCGCACGGACCCGUCCACCUCCUCCAUCCUCCUCUACGACGCGCCCCGCGGCGCCGCGCCGGAGAAGGUGCGGCCCUACACGCGCAAGUUCGAGGACAGCAUCAUGCGCACCAUCGACGAGGUCACCAUCCUGCCCGUCGCCGACGACUCCGCCAACGGCACCUCCACCUCCACCAACAGCCGCGACAGCCUUCGGCGGCGGUGCGACGUGCGGCACCCGCCGGGCGUGGCGGCGGUGGUGUUCUCGACGGGCGGGUACACGGGCAACGUGUACCACGAGUUCAGCGACGGGCUCAUCCCGCUCUUCGUCACCUCGCAGCGCUUCCGCGGCGAGGUGGUCUUCGUGGUGCUCGAGUACCACUACUGGUGGCUCGGCCGCUACGGCGCCAUCCUCGAGCGCCUCACCAACUACAAGAUCGUCGACUUCCGAUACGACCGCCGCGUGCACUGCUUCGAGGAGAUGAUCGUCGGCCUACGCAUCCACGGGGAGCUCGUCGUCGACCCAAAGCUCAUGCCCAACGGAAAGGGCCUCCAGGACUUCCAGGCGCUGCUCCACCAGGGCUACAGCGGCGGGAAGCCUACGUCGUCAUCCUCGUCGGCGCCGGCGGCCCUCCCGCUCGGCCUGCCGUCGCGGCCGUGCGACCACGCCGCCGCCAAGGCCGCCAAGCCCAAGAUGCUCAUCUUCAUCCGGAAGCAGAACCGGGUGAUCCUGAACCUGCCGCACGUGGUCACGGCCUGCCGCCGCGCCGGCUUCGCGCCGCACGUCAUGAACCUGCGCCGCCAGACUCCCCUCCCCGUCAUCCACGCGGCGCUGGCGUCCGCGGACGCCAUGGUGGCCGUGCACGGCGCCGCGGUGACGCACUUCCUCUUCAUGCGCCCCGGCACCGUGCUGCUACAGAUCGUGCCCGUGGGGCUCGACUGGGCCGCCGAGUCCUUCUACGGCAAGCCCGCGCAGGAGCUCGGGCUCAAGUACAUGGAGUACAAGGUGGCGCCCGAGGAGAGCUCCCUGGCCGCCGAGUACGGGGUCAACAGCACCGUCGUGCGGGACCCGUCGGUGAUCAGCAGCCAGGGCUGGUGGGAGAUGAAGAAGGUCUACAUGGACCGCCAGAACGUCACCGUCGGCGUCAAGAGGUUCGGCGAGCUGCUCCGGACGGCCAGGCUGCACCUCAGGAACGCCACCGCCUGCGGCAAGGCGGCGGCGUUGAGGUAGGCGUAUCUGCAGGGGAUGCUUACGCCCCCGCUGGUUAAUUAGGUCUUCGUUACUCACAGCUGUCCAUUUCCCGGUGUUCUUUUUUUCUUUUCUUUUCGUUCUGGUUGGAGCUGGGGGAGGGAGGAGGAAGAGUAUAAUCGAGCCGUACAAAAGAGGAGAUCAUGUACAUAGAAUUGGAUUGGUUGGUUGGGAUUGCCCCCGUGCACAAAGAGUACAAUCCUUCAGUUCAUGCUGUUGUUAGUAGGAAGAAAAAGGAGUAAUAAUUUAUGCUAAGCCUCUCGUUCGUUUAGUUCAUAGAAGCAUAGUUUUGUUUUCACCCUUCUCUAUAUACCUUUCUUUUCAUUCUUUGGGUGCCCUGAUGUAAGAACAAACAUUCUGUAACAAGUGCAAUACUAGAAUCCAGGUUGAGAUGA